UUUUCAGAUGAACCUGUAAAAUGAUCAGAAACCUUAUAUCUGGGCUGCUAUUAGCCCUGUUGGAUUCCACUGGAUCCGUCCUGGGUACAGAACUUGACUCCGGGUCCUGUUUACAGCUGGGGUUUAACUCCGCCAAGCUUCUCUGCUCCUCCUGUGAUGAUCUGAAGCAGUUUGAUCUGGGAGCGCUGUCAGAUGGAUGUUUGAAGUGCUGCACGCGAGAUGCAGGAAGCGCGAAGUUGGAGAAUACCAAGUAUGAGCGCGCUAUCCUGGAAGUUUGCGGAUGACGACUGGGGGCGUACCCGCAGGUCGCGGCGUUCAUCAAGAGCGAGCGACCCGCGAGGUACCCUGGUCUGACCAUCAAGUAUGUACGUGGUGCAGAUCCUAUCAUCAAGCUUCUAGAUGAGGAGGAUGAGGUGGCAGAGACCCUGGCCAUCGACAAGUGGAACACCGACUCUGUCGAGGAGUUCCUGGACACCGUCAUGGUCAAGGCGGAGGAGAAGAGCGAGAUCGAGACGAAUGAAGUCUAGGAUUGAUAUUUUCUAUUGCAUUUGAGUUAAAGUGUUUAUUAUGUAACUAAGCUGUUGAACACCCCCCCCCCCCCCCCGAUACACAUUUAUUCACCUUUUUUGUUAAAAUUAAAAAAAUAUUAAAUUUUUAUCUUUACUUAUCUUUUCUAUCCCCUUACUUAAAUGUCUUAAACAGCUGAUGCUUUUGUUUUUUAUCGUUAAACUUAGUUAAUCCUAGUUUAAUGUCACAAAAUUUUAUUUUUCUUUGAUUUUAUUUGAAACGUACUGUGAUGAGUUCCAAGUUACACCUGGAGUAGAACGUAUGAUGACUUCAUCCUAAACUUUGGAUGGAGUCGGAUACCAGCUAAGGCUUGGUUCUACUCCAAUAUGUAAACUAUGUUUGUAUUUUCACAAUAAAAAAAUUACCUAAAUAA
Molecule: messenger RNA, 940 nt
Organism: Eurytemora carolleeae
Lineage: Eukaryota; Metazoa; Arthropoda; Copepoda; Calanoida; Temoridae
Product: selenoprotein F-like
Exons: 3
Cellular component (GO): endoplasmic reticulum lumen
Molecular function (GO): oxidoreductase activity
Source: RefSeq, a predicted model, not a curated record